Messenger RNA from Parastagonospora nodorum SN15, 360 nucleotides. RefSeq lists its product as hypothetical. The record is from RefSeq and is a predicted model, not a curated record. The transcript has 4 exons. Lineage: Eukaryota; Fungi; Ascomycota; Dothideomycetes; Pleosporales; Phaeosphaeriaceae. The coding region runs from base 1 to 360 and encodes 119 amino acids.
AUGGCUACAUGGCUUUUAUUGACUCCUGCUCGUCCCAGUACCACGAGCGUCUCUUUCACUAAGACUACCACGGUAGUACGGCCGGUUGGCCACGCUGCCUUCACGCGCAUCCAUACCAUCAUCCAGUCAUCUGGAUUAGAGUACGUCAAUCGCCAUGGAGAGGUCAAAGAUGGAGAAGCGUCCCCUCAAAUGUCCGACAAAGCCAAUGACGUCAGCCUCAUCGAGCCAACCGUCGAUAUCUCGCGGCGAUAUGGUCUUCAGUCUUCAGCACGCGAAGACCAAGGGUAUUUACUGUCUAUUUUUUUGGAAAUAUGCUGGAUCGACCAACUUGUCAAGGAAGGCUCGAAUUGCAUGGAAUAA